AUGUCUUGUACAGCAUCUUCAAGCGAUUCCGACAACAGUGAUAGACGACGCCGACCAGGUCCAAGACCCCCACCUCCUCCUCCUCCUCCUCCUCCUCCGCCAUUUCAAGGGAGCAAUAAUAAAUCAAAGAAGAAAAAUAAAUACGUAGCUCCUCAAGAUACGAUCGAUAAACUUUGGUCUCGAUUCUCUGCAUCCAGAUUCAGUAAAGCUACAAAAGUUUUACCAAAUGCAGCACCUUUUGCGAAAGGAACAUCUGCAAAGACCGUUAUUGUUCCUCCACCUGGCCCGCAGAAUCAGCUCGUUUCAGAAGACUUCGAAAGAGCGGUUCAAGAAUGCAGAGCCAAAGUUAAGAAACUUGUCAAAGAAUGUAGGCGAGUUAAUAUGCGUUUUCGUGACGCAAGCUUUGAUAUAGACUGGGACUUGAAAUGGGAGAAAGGAAAUUGUCUGAAUACACUUGAUGAGAUAAGAUUUGAAGUUUGCAAACGCGCUCUUAUCAAUCCUUCAUCCUCCGGGCCGAAGGCUGUCAAGAGAGUUCACGAAAUAUUUGAUAAGCCAACUUUCUUAGGAGAUAAGAUUUCUCCUUCGGAUGUCAGACAAGGAAGUCUUGGGGAUUGUUGGUUGAUGUCUAGUUUGACAGCAUUGGCAAAUACGAAAGACGGAAUUCAAAGAAUAUGUGUUGAAUGGGACACAAAAAUCGGGAUAUAUGGUUUUGUGUUUCAUCGUGAUGGUGAAUGGAUCAUAUCAAUUAUCGAUGACAAGCUCUAUUUGAAAUCGCCAGAUUGGGAUUCACCCUCAGUCCAUAGACAUCUACUCGAGCAAACCGACCGAGAGGACGUUGAAAAAGAAUAUCGAAAAACAUAUCAAACAGGGUCUCAGUCAUUAUUCUUUGCUCAUUGUAAAGAUCCAAAUCAAACAUGGCUUCCUCUUCUCGAAAAGGCUUAUGCUAAAGCACAUGGGGAUUUCCUUUCUUUGAGUGGAGGAUGGAUAGGGGAGGGUCUUGAAGAUUUGACAGGAGGCGUAACUACGGAACUUCUCACUUCGGAUAUUCUUGAUACUGAUGAAUUUUGGCAUGACGAAAUUCUCAAUGUCAACAAAGAAUUCCUUUUUGGUUGUUCUACAGGUCUUCUCGAUUAUGGUUACGGCAAUAGAGACGGAAUAUCUGAAGGGCAUGCAUACGUUAUCACGGAAGCUAGAGAGUUAUCUACUGGCGAGCGUCUCCUCAAAUUACGGAAUCCAUGGGGAAAAAUCAAAAAAGGUAAUUGGGAAGGUCCGUGGUCAGAUGGAAGUAAGGAAUUCACCCCUGAAGCUCAGAUAGAACUCAACCACAAAUUCGGAAACGAUAGUGUCUUCUGGAUUUCAUAUCAGGAUUUACUACGCAAAUAUCAACAUUUCGAUCGAACUCGGUUGUUCGUAGAUAGUCCCGAUUGGCGAUUGACUCAAGAGUGGAUCAGCGUAGAGGUACCAUGGAGAUCCGAGUUUGAACAGAAGUUCACUAUAACACUCAAGGAGGAAUCACCAAUAGUUUUGGUUAUGAGUCAACUCGACGGCAGGUAUUUUGUUGGUUUACAUGGUCAAUAUCACUUCAGAUUGCAGUUUCGGGUUCACGAGAUGAAUUCACCUGGUGAAGAAGAUUACAUCAUCCGAAGCCAUGGGAAUUACCUUAUGAGCAGAAGUGUGGUCGCUGAACUGAAAAGUCUCUCCGCCGGAACAUACACAGUAUACAUGAUGGUCAUAGCAGAAAGGGAUAAAGGUCUACAGAGUGUUGAAGAUGUCUUGAAAGAUGAAUUAAGUCGAAGAGAAGAUAAUGAGAAAUUGGCUACAGUCGGGAAUUCUUACGAUUUGGCUCACCAGAAAGGACUAUCUCACAUGGAUGCAAGAAUUAAAUUCAUAAAGGCUCAAGAUAAAGCAAAGGCCCGGGAGUCAAGGAUUGCUAAACGCAAAGUUCUUUGGGAGAAAAGGCAUAGUGCGCGAGAGAUAGUAAGGAAGCAAAAGAAGAAGAAUUAUGAGAAGCGUGAAGGUAAGGCAGAAAGAGAUGCCGAGUGGGCAAAGGAACAAGAAGAACGUGAGCCGAAGGAUCAAGGUGUUCAAACGGAGGAUAUUCCAGAAGUUCAAGUCGAGAAACAAGACAAAUCAAUACAAACUGAAGAUCCUAAUGAGAAUUCGAUAAGUACUACAAUUGACACGCAGCCCAUAAAUGAAAGGGACAAGGCAGUCCAGACAGAAGACUUUACACCAUCUUCUAAUGAGUCUCAGGCAACUCCUGUAACUCCAGAGAGUAAUGGCUCAUCUCCUCAUUCACCGUACACGAUGAUUCCGGAACCUGGCACCAAUCGCCGUGAAUCACUACCUCCACCUCCAAGCUUUGUUAAUCUUCGUAGACAUUUGAGUCGUCCACCAAGCUAUGGUCGAGGACCUCCUCACCCAAGACCAGGUCCAUAUGUUACUUCGGAGGGGGAAUCAAGUGCAAGUCCUCUUUCAGAUUAUGAUAUGUAUAGUGACGAUGAUCCGACCCUUAAGCCACGAAAUCAGCCUAACGAGCCCAAACCGCCAAAGGAAAAGGAAGUUGAUGAAGAUGAACCAGAGCCAUGGAAUGCGGUGUGUAUUGUUGGUUUCAGGGUGUAUAGUAAGGAUGAAGGAUUGGUUCUUGAUAUUUGCGAAGAGGGUAUGGAGAAAGAAGAGACUGAGUUGAAAGAGGAGAAUGAAGCUGGGAUUGAUGGUGAUGUGGAAGAUGCUGAAGAUGACAAAAACACCAAGAAGACGGGGAGAAAUGGGAAAGAUGAGAAGUUGAAAGAUACUGCAACAGGAGACGACUCAACACCUUCCGAUUUCGCAACCAAAAUUGAACCUGAUAAAGACUUAAAUAUCGCCAUCUCUGAUUCACACAACGUGGUUACUGGAACUUCUUCGUCAGUCAACAAUGACGCUAAAGAUAAUCCUAUCGAGAAGCAACCCCAAGUAGCCACUAAGAGCUUGAAAAUAGAGAAAGACGGCGACACUCAGCAGAAAUCAGUACUGGUGAUCUCAGAGGAUACGAAAGAUGACAUUGUGAAGGAAUCAGACUCUCAAUGCGACAUUGCAACAUCGAGCGAUUCUUUAACUCCCACAUAA
Messenger RNA from Botrytis sinoallii, 3108 nucleotides. RefSeq lists its product as uncharacterized. Gene Ontology annotation, biological process: proteolysis. The transcript is spliced from 5 exons. The coding region runs from base 1 to 3108 and encodes 1035 amino acids. Lineage: Eukaryota; Fungi; Ascomycota; Leotiomycetes; Helotiales; Sclerotiniaceae. Gene Ontology annotation, cellular component: cytoplasm. The record is from RefSeq and is a predicted model, not a curated record. Gene Ontology annotation, molecular function: calcium-dependent cysteine-type endopeptidase activity.